This is a messenger RNA of Orycteropus afer afer, 888 nucleotides long. It is a transcript of the gene FAM110A, whose product is annotated as family with sequence similarity 110 member A. The record is from RefSeq and is a predicted model, not a curated record. The coding region runs from base 1 to 888 and encodes 295 amino acids. The transcript has a single exon. Lineage: Eukaryota; Metazoa; Chordata; Mammalia; Tubulidentata; Orycteropodidae.
AUGCCUAUGGACACACUGGCCCCUGGGUCCCCUGCCACCCCAGCCCUACCUUUCCGUCUACGAACCAAGGUCCCUGGCUACCUGCUGCGGCGGCCGGCAGACAGUGGGGCUCGGAAACCCAGUGCUGUAGAGCGCCUGGAGGCAGACAAAGCCAAGUAUGUCAAGAGCUUGCAUGUGGCCACCACCCGCCAGGAGCCCGUGCAGCCCCUGCUGUCCAAACAGCCACUCUUCAGCCCUGGGACUCGCCGCACAGUGCUCACGCCUAGCCGCCGAGCCCUGCCCGGCCCUGGCCGCCGGCCCCAGCUGGACCUGGAUAUCCUUAGCAGCCUCAUCAACUUGUGUGACAGUCCUGUGUCCCCUGCUGAGGCCAGCCGGACCCCUGGGCGGGCAGAGAGAACGCGUCAGGACCUCCCAGCCACACCCCCACGGCCACAACUCAGCACGGCUGCUGUCCGCCGAGUGGACGUCCGCCCCAUGCCUACGCCCUGUGCCCAGCCCUGCCCAUCACCAGGCAGUGCAGCUGCUUCCAGCCCUGCCCGGCCACCAGGUUUGCAGCGUUCCAAGUCGGACCUGAGUGAGCGCUUCUCGAGGGCAGCAGCUGACCUUGAGCGCUUUUUUAACUUCUGUGGCUUGGACCCAGAGGAGGCACGAGGGCUGGGUGUGGCCCACCUGGCUCGGGCCAGCUCAGACAUCGUGUCCCUGGCUGGGCCCAGUGCUGGGCCAGGCAGCUCUGAGGGGGGCUGCUCCCGCCGCAGCUCUGCCACUGCUGAGGAGCGGGCCCGGGAGCGUGUCCCAUAUGGUGUGUCAGUGGUAGAGCGCAAUGCCCGCGUGAUCAAGUGGCUGUACGGGUUGCGACAGGCACGGGAGAGCCCAGCAGUCGAGUGCUAG